Molecule: messenger RNA, 3036 nt
Organism: Pyrus x bretschneideri (Chinese white pear)
Lineage: Eukaryota; Viridiplantae; Streptophyta; Magnoliopsida; Rosales; Rosaceae
Product: receptor-like protein EIX1
Exons: 1
Coding region: 132-2903 (923 amino acids)
Molecular function (GO): protein binding
Source: RefSeq, a predicted model, not a curated record
CAAUGAAUUGAAAUAUUUUCUAAUCUUCUUAGAAGUUUCAAAAAUUCAAAUCCGAACUUGGAUCAUACGUUACCACUUCAGUAUAUUUAUAGUAAUGUACAUAACUUAUUGCUCAAACAACCUCAUCACUCAUGGAUAGGCCUUUGAGACUUGUUUUACUUGUGAGUUUCCUGAGCAUUGCAGCCACUCCCAUUAGUUUGGGCAAUGCAAAUGUGGGACUUCAGGUUCCUUGCAAAGAAAAUGAGAGGCAGGCCCUUCUGAUGUUCAAGCAAGGACUUGUUAAUUCUUCGAACAGGCUUUCAUCCUGGAUUGGCGAAGGGGAUUGCUGCUUUUGGCCUGGAGUUGUCUGCAGCAACUUAACCGGCCAUGUCCGCGCACUCCACCUUGGUAAUUACUAUUUGGGUGGUAAGUUAAAUCCUUCUCUGCUCAAUUUAAGCCAUCUCACUUACUUGGACCUAAGCAGCAAUGAUUUUGAAGGACGGCAGAUUCCCAACUUCUUCGGUUCUCUUACAAGUUUAAGACAUCUUGACCUCUCACAAUCAGAUUUUCAGGGAAUAAUUCCUCAUCAGCUGGGGAAUCUUUCUAAUCUGCGCUUUCUCGACGUCCAUGGUAACUAUUUUGAGGUUAAGAGCCUGCAAUGGAUUUCUGGUCUUCCUCAGCUGCAGCACCUGGACAUGAGUGGUGUAGAUCUCAGAGAAGCAUCCGAUUUGUUCCAGGUGACAAACACUUUCCCCUCUUUGCUAGAGUACUUGAAUAUGUCCGAUUGCGGACUAUAUCAAAUACCAUUUGGAAUUGCAAAUGCUUCUGUUCUUAAAGUUCUUAAUCUCGAGGGGAAUUCCAUCAAUUCUACCAUACCAAAAUGGUUGUACAGCCUUAGCCAUCUGGAGUCACUAUUUCUUCCCUACAAUCACUUGCAUGGCCAAAUCUCAAGCUCCAUUGCAAACUUAACAGACAUUGUCAAUCUUGACUUAUUUCAUAAUCAACUUGAAGGGGAACUCCCAACCUCAAUGGGAAAUCUUUGCAAGUUGACGGUUUUUGAUCUGUCGAGGAACCGUGUCAAUGGGAGGGUAUCCGAAAUCUUUGAAAGUUUGUCUAGGUGCAAUUCAAGUCAGCUAGAGUCUUUGAGCUUAUCCAAUAAUAAUCUUUCUGGUCUUUUAACAGAUGAGCUAGGAAAUUUUGAAAAAUUACGUUUCCUUGAUCUUUCAAGCAAUUCAAUAUCAGGUUCCAUUCCAAUAUCCUUAGGAAAUCUGUCAUGCUUAGAAGAAUUACGCAUUCAUAAUAAUUUGUUCAAGGGUGUCACCUCUGAAGUUCAUUUUACCAAUCUUACAAAAUUGGUGAAACUGUAUGCAAAAAAUAAUUCAUUGACUCUGAAAACCAGUAGAGAUUGGCAUCCACCAUUUCAACUCCGAGUGUUGUUCUUAGAUUCUUGGUAUCUAGGGCCAGAGUUACCUUUGUGGUUUCAGAGACAAACACAAUUGCAGUAUCUAAGCAUGGUCAACACUAGUAUUUCAGGUACCAUCCCAACCUGGUUUUGGAACUUUUCUUCCCAACUAAGAUUUGUCGAUCUCUCUCACAAUCAAUUGUAUGGGGAAGUUCCAAAUAUAGUUGGUGCUCCUUUAGACAUAAUUGACCUAAGUUCAAACCAGUUCAAUGGUCCGUUACCUCUCGUCUCCUCCACCGUUGAUGUACUAGAUCUCUCCAAUUCAACAUUUUCUGGAUCCAUCUUUCACUUCUUUUGUGAUAGCAUAGAUGGGCCAAAACAACUCAGAAUUCUUUAUCUUGAGAACAACUUUCUUGAUGGACCAAUUCCUGAUUGUUGGCAAAACUGGAAAAAGUUGAUUGUUCUAAAUUUAGAGAACAACAAUUUGACAGGGAACAUUCCAAGCUCCAUAGGAUACUUACUUUUCCUCGAAUCGCUGCACUUGCGCAAUAAUCACCUGUUUGGAGAGUUGCCCAUGUCCCUACAGAAUUGUCAGAACCUGUUAGUUGCUGACCUUGGCGAAAAUAAGUUUGUUGGAAGCAUACCGAUGUGGAUAGGAGAAAGUCUUUCAAAUUUGAUCGUUCUCAUCCUUCGUUCCAAUAAGCUUCAGAGUGACAUUCCUAACGAAAUCUGCAGUCUUGUCAAUCUCCAAAUCUUGGACCUUGCUCAUAAUAAUCUCUCCGGAACAAUCCCAAAAUGUUUCAACAAUUUCGGUGCCAUGGCCACCUUGUCAAACUCAGGAGGUCCCAUUUCAUUCUUCAGUUAUAUGUACGGUUCGCCUGAGCAGUACAUGGAGGAAGCAAUCUUGGUGAGAAAAGGCAGAACAGACAAAUAUAGCAAAUCGCUUAGCUUGGUAGCUAACUUGGACCUUUCACACAACAUGAUAUCUGGAGAGAUUCCCAAGGAAUUGACCAGCCUUAUCAGCUUGCAAUCAUUGAACAUAUCGAAAAAUCUAUUGACUGGAAAAAUCCCUUCAAUGAUUGGUGAUAUGGUAAUGUUAGAGUCUCUUGAUCUUUCCAUGAACAAACUUUCUGGUGAAAUUUCUCCAAGCAUGUCGAGGUUGACAUUUCUUGGUACCUUGAAUUUGUCUUAUAACAAUUUGACCGGACAGAUUCCCCAAUGCACACAGCUCGGAAGCUUUGAUCAGUACAGCUAUAUUGGCAAUGAACUUUGCGGAUUGCCACUCAACGUGAGCUGCAAGGAAAAUCGGACAAUGCAGCCAGUAGUUGUUCAAAACCACAUGGGUGGCCAUUUACUCGAAGACAGUUGGUUCUAUUUGAGCUUGGGACUAGGCUUUCUGUUCGGUUUUUGGGGUGUUCUUGGUUCGUUGCUUCUCAACAUGCCAUGGAGCUUUCGCUUUUCUCAGUUCCAGAAUAGUAUUGUUCGUAGACUAUAUGGUGUAAUUGUGGAAUAUUGUUGUUGAGAGAGGUAGUUUGCUACAUGUCAAAAGAAUAAGGCUGAAUGCUUUUGUCCAAUCAAAUAAUAUUGAGUUUAAAUUAAUGUAAGUUUACAAAUGCAGUCCAUGAAUAAAAAAAUCAUCGAUAUUUCUUCCUUCA